AGUCGUUCACAAAGAGACCUCGCGUUAAGUCGUGAAAAAUUUUAAGUCGCGCCUCUGAACUUCUUAGUUUUGAGAGCCUUGUAACCUAAUUUAAAUAUUAGGUAGAAAGGUGACAUUUAAGUUUGUGCAGUCGUUACUUGUUUAAAUUUGGAAUAUAUUUAAUCAAGUUUUGGAUUAUUAUAGUUUUUUAUUAUCAAAAAAUUGCAGCAUAAUAAUUGAUAAAUAAAAGAAGAAAAAAAUCACUGUGAAAGUUAAAGAAAAAUUUCUUACGAUUUGGUAAGAGAAAAAAAAAGUUGAAAAAGAAAUUCAAUGGAAGUAGUGAAAAUGUUGUUGUGAGCGUUGGAUAUAUUUCGUUUGGCUCAUGCCAAUGUAUUGCUGCUAAGCAAUAAAAGCAGUAAUAAGUCUUCGCUUGUUUUAUUUGUGAAAGGUUUUUAUUCGAAUCAUUACAAACAAGCGACAAAAUAUAUUAAAUUCGUGAGCGAGAGAGUUAGAGAAGAAAAAGAUCAUAAAAUUGAGCGACUAAGUAAGUGACAGUAAAACAAAGACGAUGUCUGCAAUCAGACAUCGGCCGUUAGGCUCCGGUCCUGGCGGUGAUAGCGACGAAAAUUAUUCAGACGACGAAAGCACACCACUCACCCAUGAUAUUUAUGGUGGCAGUCAACGAACCGUUCAUGAGACAAAAGGAUGGGACGUUUUCAGGGAUCCUCCGAUCAAGAUCGAUUCUGGUUCAAUGGCCAAUCAAGCAUGUAUGGAAAUAACGGCAAAAAUACUCAAAAUAAUCGCUUAUAUUUUAACGUUCGUCUUGGUUCUGUGCGGGGGCGUCGUUGCAAAAGGCUGUGUGCUGUUUAUGUCAGCGCAAUUAAAACACGACAGAAAAGUUCAAUAUUGCAAUAAAGAUUUAGCAAGAGAUAAACAGUUCAUUGCAAUCAUACCAGAAGAAGAGCGUGUAGCUUGGAUGUGGGCGUUGAUUAUUGCGUUUGCUGUGCCUGAAAUUGGAGCACUUAUAAGAUCAGCAAGAAUUUGUUUCUUUAAGUCAUGGAAGCUGCCACAAAAGUCACACUUCUUUUUUGUAUUUUUAAUGGAGAGUUUUCAUGUCAUUGGCCUUGUACUGCUGACAUUCGUUGUUCUUCCAGAAAUCGAUUCAGUGAAAGGUGCAAUGUUAACCAAUUGUCUAUGCUUAGUUCCUGGUUUAUUGGGACUUUUAUCAAGAACAUCAAAAGAAGGAAAACGAGCUGCCAAAGUUCUUGUUGACUUAGCAGCAACAGCAGCUCAAGUGACAGGUUUCGUCGUUUGGCCAUUGCUUGAAGAUCGUCCAGUAUUAUGGCUGAUCCCAGUGUCAGCAAUUAUGGUUUCUUGUGGAUGGUGGGAGAAUUAUGUGUCAUCUCAGUCACCUUUCUCUAUGGUGCGAGCCUUGGGUCGUGUGAAAGAAGAUCUCAAAUACACACGUUACUUCGCUUACAUGUUCUUGUCAAUCUGGAAGAUCUUAAUCUUCGUAUUUACUGUUAUUUUAAUCACUUGGUUUGAUGGCGAUGAUCCAACAAGUAUCUUCACCUUGUUUAGUAAAGGCUUCGGUCCACACAAGAUUAUCGUUGAAGAAGUUUCUGCUGGUUUUGAAAAGUCACUGCCUGAUUUAAUUGACGCUUCACAAAUCGGAGAUUUUGUGCAAAUUGAUGCGUCACACAAUACUGUUAUUCACGUUUUGAUUAUUCAGAUCAUAGCUGCUUAUAUUUGUUACAUUUUUGGAAAGUUCGCGUGCAAGAUCCUCAUUCAAGGCUUUAGUUACGCUUUUCCAGUCAAUCUUACAAUUCCAAUCUCGAUUUCAUUGUUGAUUGCAGCUUGCGGAAUCAGAAAUGGUGAUCCUUGCUUCUAUCAUGGAUCUAUUCCAGAUUAUUUGUUUUUCGAGAGUCCAACAAUCUUCAAUAUAAGCGAUUUGGCAUCAAAACAAAUGGCGUGGGCGUGGUUGCUGUGGCUUUUCUCUCAAGCUUGGAUUUCACUUCAUAUUUGGACACCAAAAUGUGAACGUCUUGCAACAACCGAAAAACUUUUCGUGACUCCAAUGUACAACGCUUUGCUUAUCGAUCAGUCAAUGGCUUUGAAUCGACGUCGUGACGAUCAAGCUGAUGUAAAAACAGAAGAUCUUGCUGAAAUCGAAAAAGAAAAAGGCGAUGAAUAUUAUGAGACAAUUUCUGUUCACACUGACGGAUCAGCAUUGCCGAAGUCAAACAUAAAAUCAUCUGAUCAUAUCACAAGAAUUUAUGCAUGUGCAACAAUGUGGCAUGAAACGAAGGACGAGAUGAUUGAGUUCUUGAAAUCUAUCAUGCGAUUAGAUGAAGAUCAAUGUGCAAGAAGAGUUGCACAGAAAUAUUUAAGAAUUGUCGAUCCUGAUUAUUAUGAGUUUGAAACUCACAUUUUCUUUGAUGACGCUUUUGAAAUCUCCGAUCACAGUGACGACGAUAUUCAAGUUAAUCGUUUCGUCAAACUUCUUGUCAGCACAAUCGAUGAAGCAGCAUCUGAUGUUCAUCAAACAAACAUUCGAUUAAGAGCGCCAAAGAAAUAUCCGGCACCAUAUGGUGGUCGUCUUGUUUGGACACUUCCAGGAAAGACAAAAAUGAUUGCACAUUUAAAAGAUAAAGAUCGAAUUCGUCACAGAAAGAGAUGGUCGCAAGUUAUGUACAUGUACUACUUGCUUGGUCAUCGUUUGAUGGAACUUCCAAUAUCAGUCGAUCGUAAAGAUGUCAUUGCUGAAAACACUUAUUUGUUGACACUUGACGGUGACAUUGAUUUCCAACCGAAUGCUGUGACACUUCUCGUCGAUUUAAUGAAGAAAAAUAAGAAUCUUGGUGCAGCUUGUGGUCGAAUUCAUCCAGUUGGGUCGGGACCAAUGGUGUGGUAUCAGAAGUUUGAAUAUGCGAUUGGUCAUUGGCUUCAAAAAGCGACUGAACAUAUGAUUGGAUGCGUUCUUUGUUCUCCUGGUUGUUUCUCACUCUUCCGUGGUAAAGGCUUGAUGGAUGACAAUGUCAUGCGUAAAUACACGACACGAUCAGAUGAAGCGAGACAUUACGUGCAAUACGAUCAGGGUGAAGAUCGUUGGUUAUGCACACUUCUUUUACAACGUGGCUAUCGUGUUGAAUAUUCAGCGGCGUCUGAUGCUUACACUCAUUGUCCUGAAGGUUUCAAUGAAUUUUACAAUCAACGACGUCGUUGGGUACCGUCAACUAUCGCUAACAUUAUGGAUCUUCUCGGCGAUUACAAACGAACGAUCAAAGUCAACGACAACAUUUCACUUCUUUACAUUUUCUAUCAAAUGCUUUUGAUGGGUGGCACAAUUCUUGGACCUGGAACGAUUUUUCUGAUGUUGGUGGGGGCUUUUGUCGCUGCUUUUAGAAUUGACAAUUGGACUUCAUUUUAUUACAAUAUCAUUCCGAUUUUACUUUUCAUGUUUGUUUGUUUCACUUGUAAAUCAAACAUUCAAUUGUUACUCGCGCAAAUACUUUCGACGAUGUACGCGUUGAUUAUGAUGGCGGUGAUUGUCGGUACGGCUUUACAGUUAGGCGAGGAUGGUAUUGGAUCACCUUCAGCUAUUUUCUUGAUAUCUAUGGUGGGGUCGUUCUUUAUAGCAGCGUGUCUACAUCCUCAAGAGUUUUGGUGUAUCGCUGCUGGAAUCAUUUAUCUUCUCUCAAUCCCAUCUAUGUACUUGUUGUUGAUUUUAUAUUCAAUCAUCAACUUGAAUGUUGUUUCAUGGGGAACACGUGAAGUUGUUGCAAAGAAGACAAAGAAGGAAAUGGACGCUGAAAAGAAAGAAGCAGAAGCUGCUGCUAAGAAUGCGAAACAGAGAUCUUUAUUAGGAUUUUUGCAAGGAAAUGUCGGCUCGAGCAAUGAUGAAGAAGGUUCGAUUGACAUUUCAGUUGCUGGUCUGUUUCGAUGUCUUUUGUGCACUCAUGGGAAGACAAGUGAUGAGAAAGCUCAACUUGUUCACAUUGCUGAUUCAUUGGAUAGUUUGAAAAAGAAGUUGGAGACACUGGAACGUCAUGUCGAUCCACACGCUCAUAUUCAUGCUCAUCAUGGUAGAAGACGAACAGCAUCGACAGGUUCAAAAGAUCAUCAUUUGGGAUCAGUAGCUGAAGCUGGAUCUGAAGGCGAUAGCGAGGAAUCUGAAUCUGAAUCGUCAACGGUGCCACGAGAUGAACGAGAUUUCCUGACAAAUCCUUAUUGGAUUGAAGAUGCAGAUUUGAAGAAAGGCGAAGUUGAUUUCUUAUCAAGUGCUGAGGUCCAAUUUUGGAAGGACAUGAUUGACAAAUAUUUGUUCCCCAUCGAUCAGGAUAAAGCUGAACAGGCACGUAUUGCAAGCGAUUUAAAAGACUUAAGAAACUCGUCAGUGUUUGGUUUCUUCAUGAUAAACGCUCUCUUUGUUCUUAUUGUUUUCUUAUUGCAAUUAAAUAAGGACAAUUUACAUGUUAAAUGGCCAAUCUCUGCACGAAUUAAUGUGACAUAUGACGAGGUCACCCAAGAGGAUCGCAUAGCAAGCGACUUAAUAGAGCUUAGAAACAAGUCAGUGUUCGCCUUCUUCAUGUUCAACGCACUCUUCGUGUUGAUUGUGUUUUUGCUGCAGCUUAAUAAAGACAAACUUCAUAUUUUAUGGCCAUUGGCCCCGCGCAUCAACGUGACCUACGUUGAGGAAACAUCUGAGGUUCACAUCACUAAAGAGUAUCUUCAACUUGAACCCAUAGGUUUGGUGUUUGUGUUCUUUUUCGCUUUGAUUUUAAUUAUUCAGUUCACGGCCAUGUUGUUCCAUCGCUUUGGAACUAUUUCGCAUAUUUUGGCAUCAACUGAACUUAAUCUUACAUGUAGUAAGAAAUCUGAAGAGUUGUCUCAAGACGCAUUGAUUGACAAGCAUGCGGUUGAAAUUGUGAAAAAUCUCCAACGACUGCAGGGUAUCGACGGAGAUUACGAUAAUGAUUCUGGAAGUGGCCCUGAUCGUGUCGCUCGACGUCGAACGAUUCAAAAUCUAGAAAAAGCGCGUCAACCACGUCGUCAAAUUGGUACACUUGACGUGGCAUUUAAAAAGCGUUUCUUAAAACUCACAGCAGCUCAUGAUGAGAACAACGCUGGAACACCAAUCCUGACAAGACGCAUGACAAUGCGAGCUGAAACAAUUCGCGCACUUGAAGUUCGCAAAAACUCAGUGAUGGCAGAAAGAAGAAAGUCACAAAUGCAGACUUUAGGAGCAAACAACGAAUAUGGAAUAACUACAAAUAAUCACUUAAAUAAUAAUCACGCAAUACCAACUCGUCCGGUGCGAAGCUCAAACGCCGGAAUUAACAUUAAAGAGAUUUUCAACACGAAUGGUGGUCAUCCGAUCUAUGGUGCAUCGGGUCAAAUCAAUCAAGGCUACGAGCACGUCGAAGAUGAAGAUGGAAACUCCAUUCGACUCACGCCAAGAAAUCAAGUCUCUUGGAAUAAUAAUCAAACGAAUCAACGACUUUAAGUUUAAGUAAAACUUUUUUUAGAGUUAACUAUUGUGAUCCAUUUGUACAUUAUCAAAGUUUCAAACUUUUCAUUAUACUCUCCAUUGAACUUUUUUACUUUUAUUGGUUCAUUUAUAAGUAACGACAAUGUUAGUCAUUGAAAACUGCCGUCCCGCAAAUACUCGUUAAUUGUUUUUUUAAUGUAAUCAAACACUUGAAUAUGUUUUAAGAUGAAGUCUGAUCCAAUGACCACUGAUUGAUAAAUAUCUAAAUAUACAACUCAGGUUGUUGAAUUUCAAAUUCAUUAAAGUGCAUGGAGACAUUUUUAAGUAUCAUUCGUUCUCAAUGCUCGCUAAAACUCUCAACGGGAGUUAAUGAUGGAUUUGAAAUUCAACAACUUCAAUCUAAAUAAACUGCUUUGAAGAGUGUUGUUAUAACAUUUACUUAAACUGCCUUCGUAACAUCUCCCCAUAGCUGAAUUAUUUUUACUCCUUUUUUUAUUAAUUUUUGUGUAAAUUUUUUCUUUGUAAAUCAUUGAAUAUCUGCCAUCAGAGUAUUUUUUUAUGUCACGACAUUUUCUUCAUGCUAAGAGAGGAAACAAAUGAUGCAAAUAUAUAAGAUUAACAUAAGU
Messenger RNA from Clunio marinus, 6096 nucleotides. The record is from the annotation of a GenBank genome assembly. Lineage: Eukaryota; Metazoa; Arthropoda; Insecta; Diptera; Chironomidae.